Fusarium falciforme is the source of this 2061-nucleotide messenger RNA. RefSeq names its product Trehalase. The record is from RefSeq and is a predicted model, not a curated record. Gene Ontology annotation, molecular function: alpha,alpha-trehalase activity. The transcript is spliced from 3 exons. Bases 1 to 2061 code for a protein of 686 amino acids. NCBI's taxonomy places the organism in Eukaryota, Fungi, Ascomycota, Sordariomycetes, Hypocreales, Nectriaceae. Gene Ontology annotation, biological process: trehalose catabolic process.
AUGGGUGCGGUGAGACAUGUUGCGACGGCCCUGGCCGCUUCGGUCACGGCCGUGUCCGCUCUCUAUGUCAAUGGCUCUGUAAUUGCGCCGUGCGACUCACCAAUUUACUGCCACGGCGAUAUCCUCGAGCAGGUUGAGCUUGCGCAACCAUUUAGCGACUCCAAGACCUUUGUUGACAUGCCAGCCAUUCGACCUCUGGAAGAGAUCCAAGAGGCAUUUGACAAGCUCGAAAAACCUCUCAGAAACAAUUCGGCCCUCGCAGACUUUCUCGAUGAGAAUUUUGCCGAUGCUGGCGGCGAGCUUGAAGAAGUCCCCGAGGACGAGCUCGAGACGGAUCCCGAGUUCCUCGACAAGAUUAACGAUACCGUCAUCAAGGAGUUUACGGAAAAGGUCAUUGACAUUUGGCCUGACCUGACCCGUCGCUACAACAGCGACUCCAACAACUGUACCGAGUGUCCGAACAGUUUCAUCCCCAUCAACCGAACCUUUGUCGUUGCUGGUGGUCGGUUCAGAGAGCCCUACUACUGGGACUCUUACUGGAUCCUCGAGGGCCUUCUCCGUACUGGUGGUUCCUUUGUCGAGAUUGCAAAGAACACGAUUGAGAACUUCCUCGACUUUGUUGAAGAGUAUGGCUUCGUGCCUAAUGGAGCUCGCAUCUACUAUCUCAACCGGUCCCAGCCGCCUCUGCUGGCCCAGAUGGUCAAGAUCUACGUCCAACACACCAACGACACUGACAUCCUCGAACGUGCCUUGCCCUUGCUGGUCAAGGAGCACGAGUUCUGGAUGACCAACCGAACUGUCGAGGUCUACAUUAAUAAUGAAACCUUCCUCCUGAACCGUUAUGACGUCUCCAACACCCGUCCUCGACCAGAGUCGUAUCGAGAAGACUAUGUCACCGCCAACAACAAGUCCUACUACUCGACCGAGGGAGAUGUCUUUCCCGAAGAGGAGAAGCUCGACGAGAAGCAAAAGGAGACGCUGUAUGGCAACCUUGCCAGCGGCGCCGAGAGUGGUUGGGACUACACAUCGCGAUGGAUUGCUCGUCCUGAGGAUGCUGCGCGGGACAACUACUUCCCUCUCCGAUACCUCAACACCAGGGAGAUCAUCCCCGUGGAUCUCAACUCCAUCCUGUACGGAAAUGAGAUUGCCAUUGCCGACUUUUACGCAAACGCCGGCAACACAAGUGCUAGCGAGCAAUGGCGCGAGGUGGCCGCCAACCGCAGCUACGCCAUGACGACCUUCCUCUGGAACGAGACGCUCUGGAGCUACUUUGACUACAACAUCACAUCCCAGUCCCAGUACAUCUAUGUGCCCGAAGACGACGACACAGAGAGCAUCGAAAAGACUAGCGCUCCCAAGGGCAAGCAGGUUCUCUUCAGCGUGUCCCAGUUCUACCCCUUCUGGCUGGGCGCCGCGCCCGACUACCUCAUGAGGAACCCCUUUGCGGUCCUCAACGCCUACAGCCGCGUCGCCGAGUACCUCGACACCAAGGCCGGCGGCAUCCCCGCGACAAACUUCCGGACCGGGCAGCAGUGGGACCAGCCCAACGUCUGGCCGCCGCUGAUGCACAUCCUCAUGGCGGGUCUGCAGAACGUGCCCCCUACCUUUGGCAUCAUGGACCCUUCCUUCGUCGAGCUCCGCCGUCUGGCCCUCAAGCUCGGACAGAGAUACCUCGACUCGACCUUUUGCACGUGGUACGCGACGGGCGGUUCCACGUCGGAGACGCCGCAGCUCCGUGGCCUCUCGGACGCCGACGAGGGCAUCAUGUUUGAAAAGUACGCCGACAACGCCACAAACGUCGCGGGCGGCGGCGGCGAGUACGAGGUCGUGGAGGGCUUCGGGUGGACCAACGGCGUGCUACUCUGGGCCGUCGACACCUUUGCCAAUAGGCUCGAGAGGCCCGACUGCGGCGAUAUCAAGGCUGCUGAUGUUGAAGGCGGCGGUGGAAAGCGCAGUCUGAGUGCGGUUAUGCUGCAUGCUAGAGAUGCGAAGAGGGUUAAGAAGUUUGGACGGAGAAAGAGGGCUACCAAGAAGAGGUCGAGCCGCUCAUUUUGGGGGUAG